GGGACCCACAAUAACGGUCCACUGUCUCAGCUCUCUUUCUCUCUCUCUCUCUCUCUAAAAGCUGGUGCGAUAAUCCUUCUACAAUUUGGGAUCUGCACUCUCGCUGCUUAGAUAUAAUUUCCUUCUCUAUCAGAGAGGCGAUUAAGUGAGAGUUGUUGGAAGGCAUACAACUUAAUGGAGGUAGCAAUCAUCGAUUGGAAAAGCAUCGAUUCGAGAGUAGUGAUAGACGAUUUGUAUGAGCACAUCAAUGCUCCUAAAUGGGCGGAUUUAACCGCCCAGGAUGACCCCGUUGAUGAUGAAGCCUGGUUCUGCCGCCCAGAUUGCAAUCACCCCAAGAAAGUUGAAGACUUCUUCAAUCACAAAGACAGCUCUCCCAUCUCCAAUCCCAAGAUUCAAAGAUCAGCUAGCGUUUCCGAUAUUCCUCUGUAUCAACGAGGCAACAGAGAUGGAACACUGAAGAAGAGAGGGACGAAUCAACCUAAUUUCGUAUCAGAUGCUGAAAAUCAAGACCCCAAUUUCUCAACCCCCCUACAGUACAAGGCUAGGGUUGGAAAGGCCACAAUCAAAUCGAAACAAGACAGUGAUGCCGGCGAACGAGCACCAAAGCUGAGAAGCACUUUGUCUGCAAGGAAUUUGUUCUCGGGCACGGACUUGCUGAGUAAAGUUUCUGAGUUUUGCAAUGAGUUGAAGAAAUUGACUACGAGGGCUCAAGAAAAGGAGAAUCACGCAGAAGAAUGCGCGAGCGAUAGAGAGAAAGAGAGGAAGCCGUUGCUAGAGACGGGCAGUUCCAAGGGGAGGCUGAGAAGGAAGAAAAGGAACGACGAUGGAGAGAACACCCCAAUUAGUGUGGACGUGAAGAGCAUCAAACACCUUGAUGCCGAGGGCAGGCUGCCAAUCCGCAAUUGCCCGCCCACGCCACAGUGCUUCUCCGCCACGCCCAAGCCUUUCAGACCAAGGCCUCUGGAGAGAGGGAUUCUGCAGGAGCUGAAGCAGAUGGAGAAGGGCAGCAGCAGCAGCAAUGGAGGAGGAGAGGUGGCUGAAAAGGAAGCAAGAUCUUUGGAUGUUUUCUGGUUCCUAAAACCUUACACUCUAUCAAGUUAAUUCCAACUCAUACACAAACGAAUAAUCAUCAUUCUUUCAUUCUUUAAAUUUUUUUCAAUCAUUCGUGUGGAAUUACAACAUUUUAUAUAUUCUAUUCAUUUGUUAUUGAUGGCACAGAUUUAUCAAAUAAAAUUCACCAGUUCUUUAUAUAAA
This is a messenger RNA of Salvia miltiorrhiza (redroot sage), 1254 nucleotides long. RefSeq lists its product as uncharacterized. The record is from RefSeq and is a predicted model, not a curated record. Bases 175 to 1101 code for a protein of 308 amino acids. The transcript has 6 exons. Lineage: Eukaryota; Viridiplantae; Streptophyta; Magnoliopsida; Lamiales; Lamiaceae.